Molecule: messenger RNA, 1091 nt
Organism: Cebus imitator (Panamanian white-faced capuchin)
Lineage: Eukaryota; Metazoa; Chordata; Mammalia; Primates; Cebidae
Product: MORF4 family-associated protein 1-like
Exons: 2
Coding region: 1-441 (146 amino acids)
Source: RefSeq, a predicted model, not a curated record
AUGGGGAAGCGGCGGCACGUGCUUCCAGCAGCUCCGCACCUACCCGGGAUCAGAACGACGCCGUUGCGCGGCAACCAGAGAGGGGCGGCGGGCUCUUCCGUAUUGGAAGAUGAGCCCGCCAGAGAUAUACUCUCUGCCUUAACUCGCUGCAGGCGGUUGAAGAAGGGCUACCUCCAGUUGCUAAGGCGCGAGCACGGGCGGGCGUACCUGCGGAACCGCAGCAAGCUGUGGGACAUGGACAAUAAUCUCAUCCAGAUCAAAACGCAGGUGGAGGCCUCGGAGGAGAGCGCCCUCAACCACCUCCAGAGCCCAGGCGACACGGCCGAGGGUUGGGCUGCCAAGAGGUGCGAGAAGGCAGAGGAGAAGGCCAAGGAGAUCGCGAAGAUGGCAGAGAUGCUGGUGGAGCUGGUCCGGCGGAUAGAGAAGAGCGAGUCGUCGUGAGCGCGGUCGGCGGUUUGCAGCCAAUGGAUUCUGGUCAACUCGUGGAGAUCGGCUGACACCCUGGAGAAGCUGAAACCAGAGAGCCUUUUGUUUUCUCUUUUUUCCUCUGUCUACGCUCUGUCUCACUUACCACUACGUUUUCUGCUAUGGUCUGUGGUUAAUGACCUCAAUAUGAGUUUUGAUUGUUCAGUGUUUUUGUUUGGAAAGUAAUUUUGUUUGGAAAAUGCUCUCACAUGCAGGAAUUAGGGCCUAGAUUGUAAGCUCUUGCAGCAGUCACAUUUGUUCCCGGGCUUUGGUUGUUACUUCUAAAUUUUUGAGGUGCUUUGCUCUUUCUUGUGUGACCUGAUAGCUCCCUGGAACUUUGGGUCUGUGUGUGGCACCUGAGACUCACAGCUGGAGUUCUCCAGCUCUGGAGGUGCUGAAGGAGCGGCAUUCAUUCUGGAAGACGGCUCCAUGCGGCAACUGCUGAGGAAAGGACCAGACUUUAACCGGGAGUGCAGAUGGGCCGACCUGGCUGGGACUCAUGAUUCUGGAGAAGAGCUGGAGAACAGAUAGUAUUGUCUAUAUUUGGAGACUUUAAUUUCUGCGUGAGACCAAAGGUGGAGAGAUGUAUUUUGUUCAAAAUUUCAAUUUUAUGUGGUACACUAUCU